CAUUGAGCCGCCCCAUACACACGCAUACACGAUGCAUAAUACUAUGAUCCCUGGCCUCUCUCAUCUUUCACACUCGUAAAAUUGUGAUCACAUCGUCUUCAUAUUUUUCUGUGAUAAAAAUGGAAGCAAAGUUUUUCCGAGUACUGAAGCUAAUAGGAUCAGGUUAUAAAGCAAGAGCUGAAGCAGAAGGUAGAGUAUUGUUGUUAAAAGUUGGAUACCCUUAUGAAAUUGAGUUGCAAGUUCCACCAGCUGUACGAGUAUUCUGCUUUAAACCAGACAUAAUAUGCUGUGCUGGGAUUGAUAAACAACGUACUCAUCAGUUUGCUGCUGCUGUUCGUAGAAUCAGACCACAUACUGCCUACAAAACUAGAGAACUCAGAGGCAUGAAAUACAAAGAUGAAGAAUUUAACUUGAAGCCUGUCAAGGAAAAAUCUAAAUCUUAACUACUUUACCUACUUUUCUUACUUUUGUUAAUUGUUUCUCUCCAUAUCACUACUAGAAAUUAAAGAGUUAAAUAUCAUUGUCCAAUACUAAACAGCCAAGUCUCUUCUUCAUUCUGCUGCUAUAAUUUGAAACAAUAAAAAAAAUAUAGGGGAAAUUCUCUAUGGUAGCAUUAUACUUUUGCAACUUC
Molecule: messenger RNA, 631 nt
Organism: Spinacia oleracea (spinach)
Lineage: Eukaryota; Viridiplantae; Streptophyta; Magnoliopsida; Caryophyllales; Amaranthaceae
Product: 60S ribosomal protein L6, mitochondrial-like
Exons: 2
Coding region: 120-443 (107 amino acids)
Biological process (GO): translation
Cellular component (GO): ribosome
Molecular function (GO): structural constituent of ribosome; rRNA binding
Source: RefSeq, a predicted model, not a curated record